UUACUCUUGUUUUCUCUCCCAGCUAACAUGAUCCUGACCCAAAUAGUAAAUGACCCUGCAGCUGAGCUGGAUUAACAGUAUUACUACUCUACUGUUAAAUAAACCCAUUUACUUCCAUCGCUAUUGGCCAGCCCUCAAACAUGCAGGAAGACAAAGUGACACCCAUUUCUUGCCUGUGCGGAGGUGUGGCACAGGAGAUCGAGCUGAAGCAAUCCACCGACCAUUCGGCACUCAAUUUCUGUCAUUGCACGGCCUGUCGCACGGUCACCGGAAUGCUGUGCUCGACCUACUACCUCCUGCAGGCUAAGCCAGAGAGCCUUGACAGCCUCCAGGAGUACCAGGAAGCUGAUUGCAUAAGCCGCUAUUUCUGUAAAACCUGUGGCGCUCAUGCCUUUGCCCAUUCGAAACACACAGGGCAAUUCUUUGUUGCAGCCGGACCGCUGGCGGGGAGACUACCCCCAACCACAUCUAUACGGCAUUGGCGGGCUGCCGAGACGCGUGAUGGUGGCCUGACACCCUUUCUCUCUGGACAGCCAGAAGAACCGGCUCCAGCAUGUUGGCUACGCACGGUUUCCAGCAACCAACCAAGCCAGCCCGAGGCCGGACUCGAGCUGUCGUCCCGGAAUCCGGACGAGCUACUUGCCCGUUGUCAUUGUGGGGGUGUUGAAUUUUAUAUCACGCGGCCCGAUUCUUCAUCCACCAAGCCGACUUCCCCGUGGUCCGAUCUGCUUGCACCGUAUCAUUCACAGUCCUCAAGCAAUCCCCAAGACGUGAAGUGGUGGCUGCAGGAUGAGAAUACUAAGUAUCUGGCGGGUACCUGCGCCUGUCCUUCGUGUCGCCUAGCCAGUGGUUUCCCUAUUCAGCCGUGGGCGUUUAUUCCUCUAUCGAAUAUUUACAAUAAGGACAAGGUGCCGCUGGCAUUUGGCGCCGGCACGAUGCGACAGUACAAGAGUUCCCCAGGUGUCUACCGCGAGUUCUGCAGCCGCUGCGGCGCAUCCCUCUUCUGGCAUGACGACGAAAGACCACUGCUGAUAGAUGUGAGUGUUGGCCUACUUCGAGCAGAAGAGGGUGCUAGGGCCAGUGGGUGGUUGAAAUGGGCCACACAGAGAGUAAGUUUUGCGGAGAUGGCAGCAGAUAAGGCGUUGAUCAAACACCUGCAAAAUGGACUGAAGGAAUUUGGGGACAGAGCUUGAAUGCAGAGCCGUUUGAUUUAUGCUU
Messenger RNA from Aspergillus piperis CBS 112811, 1218 nucleotides. RefSeq names its product GFA family protein. The record is from RefSeq and is a predicted model, not a curated record. Lineage: Eukaryota; Fungi; Ascomycota; Eurotiomycetes; Eurotiales; Aspergillaceae. The transcript has a single exon. The coding region runs from base 141 to 1193 and encodes 350 amino acids. Gene Ontology annotation, molecular function: carbon-sulfur lyase activity.